Conger conger (European conger) is the source of this 2310-nucleotide messenger RNA. It is a transcript of the gene c1galt1c1, whose product is annotated as C1GALT1-specific chaperone 1. NCBI's taxonomy places the organism in Eukaryota, Metazoa, Chordata, Actinopteri, Anguilliformes, Congridae. The record is from RefSeq and is a predicted model, not a curated record. Bases 200 to 1153 code for a protein of 317 amino acids. Gene Ontology annotation, molecular function: N-acetylgalactosaminide beta-1,3-galactosyltransferase activity. The transcript is spliced from 3 exons.
CUCGACCAUCACAUUUCCUGGAGUCCUGUGGUAUGUUAAUGAUUUGCGUGGCCAGUUAUUGUAACGUGUCUAUCUAUGGCCGAGGGUAGCGCUAAGUGGCCGUCGCUCGUCGAAUGGCUGAAAUGAGUACGGUCGACUGAACGGAUCGACUGUUAAACCAGUACUUCUAGUUGUGUGAACUGGUAGUUUUCCGCUGAAUAUGCUGUCGGAGGGCAGUUCGUUCAUGAAGGGCAUGGCCAUGGGGGGCCUUUUUUGCCUGGUGGUGUCGCUCAUUGGCAAUUUCAGCUCAGGGGGUCAGCCCAAUGUGGAGCUGCACCUCCACCACCACCUCAAAGCGCCCAGCAAGGAGGAGCUGCAGAGGCUACCUGAGGCCCACAAGCUGGAGCUGAGCCAGAAGGUGCGCGUAUACUGCCUCAUUAUGGUUCAGCCCAAGGCACUUCUUUACUGGGCCACUGCCAAGGACACCUGGAGUAAACACUGUGACCGAGCCACUUUCUACACUUCCGAAUCAGCAAAGGCACUGGAGGCUAUAGACCUUAAGGAGCAAGACGAGUGGGCCAAGCUGCGGAAGGCCCUGAAGCACGCCUACGACAAUGCCGGCGACCUGCGCUGGUUCUUCGUGGCGCGGCCCACCACCUUCGCCAUCAUCGAGAACCUCAAGUACCUGGUGCUGAACAAGGACCCCGGCGAGCCCUUCUACAUCGGCCACACGCUGAAGUCCGGCGAGCUGGAGUACGUGGAGUACGAGAGCGGCAUCGUGCUCAGCCUGGAGGCCCUGAAGCGCCUGGUGGGCAUCUAUCACGAGGAGGACAAGUGCCCGGAGCACGGGCGCGCCCUGUGGAAGCUGAGCGAGGAGAAGCAGCUGGCCGUGUGCCUGAAGUACACCGGCGUGUUCGCCGAGAACGGGGAGGACUCGCGGGGCAAGGGCCUGUUCAACAGCAAGGGCGUGGGCGCCCUCAUCUCCGCCAGCCUGGCUGGCAACGCGCCGGACGUGGUGGAGGGGUGCUGUUCCGACAUGGCCGUCACCUUCAGCGGAAUGACCCCCAACCAGAUGCACGUCAUGAUGUACGGCGUGUACAGGCUGCGUCCGUACGGGCACGACUUCCGCGACUCCCUGAUCUUCCUGCCCCUGGAGGGUUCGGACAACGACUGAGCCUGCGGCGAGGACCGGUGACGUCGGCGCUCGAGACGGCCGCUGCUGCGUGGGCACUGUUCUACACAAGGUGGUAAAUCAUUUUUUAGACGUUUCAUGUUUUAUGACCAACACUCACAAUGACACGUUCAGACUAGUACAUGUUCAGCCUGCAAAGGGAAAUGACAUUUUAAAUCCAUUAUAAAACUGUGUGGGUGUGGGUGUGUGUGCAAUACCAAAUAUUGACUGUAGUUACCACCUUGUAGGUACAGUUGGAAUCCUCAUAUGACCUGAUUCACAACUGGUGUUGGAAAGACUCGUAUAUACUUACAAUUUAUUUUGUUUAAAUUUUUUUUUCUACUUUACGAUUUCCCAAAAUGUAAUUGUUUCCACUGUAGUGUCACUGGUUUAUGAAGACAUCAGUCACAUGGGGACAAAAAAAUAAGGCAGUUUUGAAAAUGGCCUACCAGGAAGGAAGGUCCCCGCAAAGUACGGAUGAUAAAAGAUAUGCAAAUGAGAAGCAAAUAUUCCAGUGAAAUUUAAUACCAUGUUGCAUAACUGUGAUCGGCACUGUGUACCUUUAUAAAUUAACUUGGUCUUGACUGAAGAUGCAUCUGGUCAGUACAUUGAUCACAGUGGUGCUAAUCAUGAUGGUCUUCUUCUUUUUUUCCUGAGAAAAUGAAGGCUUUCUUUCCAUGUUGAAACAGUACUUGGAUCUGUGAUCUGUAUGAAAUUUUUCUAAAAUGUGAAAUAGGAUGUAUGUUAUUACUUAUGUGAGUAUUCCCAGCUUAACAAGUGCAAUAAGAUAUAUGUCCCUUCCACUGGGAUACAAUUCAGCACCCUUAAAAUGUGGAGCUAUAGUUAUGAGAAAAUAAAUUCUAGUCACAUCCCAUCACAUUAAAAUGUUCUAUAGUUCAACUUCUUUUGUCCUAUUUUUCACCAGCCAUUACAUUUUUACCAGCAUACCAGAAAAGAUACAUUGAAGGUGAUGCUUUGUCAAAAAUCUAAAUGAUGUAAAUUGUACCUGCUUUAAUUGUGCAAAUAUUUUUGAAUGACUUUUCUAUAUUUUUGGGUAAAUGUAGGACCUAAUAAAUUGUUAUGUGGUUAUGUUUUAUGGUGUCCACAUGAUUGCUAAAUGUUAUUUUGAAUCAAUUUUAAUAUUAAAUGGAAGACAAAUA